Messenger RNA from Lichtheimia ornata, 1425 nucleotides. RefSeq lists its product as uncharacterized. Gene Ontology annotation, biological process: regulation of DNA-templated transcription; cellular response to starvation. The record is from RefSeq and is a predicted model, not a curated record. Gene Ontology annotation, cellular component: nucleus. NCBI's taxonomy places the organism in Eukaryota, Fungi, Mucoromycota, Mucoromycetes, Mucorales, Lichtheimiaceae. The coding region runs from base 1 to 1425 and encodes 474 amino acids. Gene Ontology annotation, molecular function: zinc ion binding; RNA polymerase II transcription regulatory region sequence-specific DNA binding; DNA-binding transcription factor activity, RNA polymerase II-specific. The transcript is spliced from 9 exons.
AUGCAAGAUAUUCAUUUUACUCCAUACACAAACUUUGAAUCCUUCGAGGAAAAACGAAGAAAGACUGCAAGAGCUUGUCUACAUUGCCAAAAAGCACAUCUCACUUGCGACGACGGUCGACCAUGUCAACGAUGUAUCAAGCGCGGGUUAACAGCAACUUGCAUGGAUGCUCCUCGGAGGCAGCAGCAACAACAACAACAACAACAACAACAACAACAGCAGCAGGCGAAACAAAUGUAUUCAGGAAAUGAUGCGAUGUCUUCCAGUGUGCAUACCAGCAAUCAGGGAAUUCUGGAUCACUCCCAACCACCGACAGAUGAAUCACAUAUGGUCGAUCCAACUUCAUCCAAUGCUGUCCUUGCCAAUCUCGGUGCAGGUUUAGGAUUCGGUUCUGAAACAGCUGGUUUGGAAUAUGGAUUCAUUGGUAACAUGCUUGGUGUGGGAGAUUGGGCAACGGCAACACCAGCAUCACUUUUGGCUACAACAACGACUACCACCAAUACUACUACUACAAACAACAACAACAACAACAACAACAACAACAUGAAUCAUAAUACCAUCAAUAACGCAACUCCCGCCAUGCAUCUUGGAUCUAGCAACAACACCAUGCCAACACCAUUAUCCUCGCAACAACAACAACAGCAGGCAUUUUCCACCAAUACUACUGCACAACAUCAAUACCUUCCAUCCGUAUUUCCCAUGUCAGCCACUGUCGCUAUUGCUCCAGGGGCCAAUCCUCUUGCCAAUGAAGAAACCAAUACGAGUUCCUACCACAACAACAACAACAGACCAACCACCUCCCCCUCUACAUCCUCAUCACCCACGACUGCUGCUGCUAUGGAAAGGAGAACAACAAAGCAUUAUCCAGAGAGAAAAGUGUGUCGACCUUUUAAUUACGCUGAAGGAUUUCAUUAUCUCAUUGAAUACGUCAAAGAAAAGAUGAACCGGGAAGAUUUGAUGCGCAUCAGCCGAUCCUUGGCUCUAUUUCGACCUUCAUUCCUGGCAUUGAUUAUGAACCUUACCGAGGAUGAUCUGGUAUUCAUGGAACAAUGUAUUCAGCGGACAUUGCUGGAAUACGAAAAACUUAUCAGCUUCUCAGGAACGCCUACCGUCGUAUGGCGACGCACAGGCGAAGUAUGCUUGGUGAGCAAGGAGUUUCUCUUAUUGACACAAUGGCCACGGCAUGUAUUGUUGGAUAAAAAGACAUACAUUUAUGAGCUUAUGGAUAAUCGAUCCGCUGUGGAUUACUGGGAAAGGUUCUCCUUGCAUGCCUUUGAUAACACCGAUGAAUCCUGUAUGUCGUCUUGCAUUCUUAAAACACCCACGCAAAAGCCUGUACCUUGUGCAUUCUGUUUCACCAUCAAGCGCGAUAUCUUCGAUCUGCCAAGCGUGAUCAUUGGCAAUUUUUUGCCAAUCUUAGGAUGA